Messenger RNA from Cuscuta epithymum, 648 nucleotides. Lineage: Eukaryota; Viridiplantae; Streptophyta; Magnoliopsida; Solanales; Convolvulaceae. The record is from the annotation of a GenBank genome assembly.
AAUUGAUUGGAAUAGGCAAAAUUUGCAUCUCAAAAGCUCAAAUGCUAACGGAAGAAAUCAGAAACAAAAAAUGACCGGCAAUCCAGCGAUGAAAGAAAAGAGGAGAGGAGAGGAGGAGGAGAAGAAAAAGAGGAAGACAGACAUGCGACACCUUCAUCGGCGCUUCCCUACAGCCCGGAUCUUCUUCCCCUGCAUCUUCUUGGCGAUGGUUUUCUUCAUCUCCCCAGAUUCAUCGGAAAGAAAAGAGGAGGGGAGAAAAGAGAAGAAAACGAAGAAGUCAGAUCUGAUCGGCGACACCUUCACUGGCGGUUCCCUGCAUCUCCUCCUCUCCGACAUCUUCUCUUCAGAUUUCAUCUCAGUUCUUCGACAUUUGCUUUUCACGAAGAGUUGGGUGCAGAAAGAUCCGAUAGGCGCCAGGUGUCGAGGAGUCUGGAAAGAAACGAAUAAAAGGGGCAAAUUUGGAACAUCAGAAAAAUUAGUCCUAUUUAAGAGUUAAAAAAGUCAAAGUCCUAUAUAAGUAUAUACAGAAACUUGUGGUCGUAUUUAGCACCAUUUCUCUUGUAUGAAUUUUUAGUUUGCCUUAGUGUUUGUAGCGGGUGUCUACAACAAUAAUUUUGAUAAAUUUUUAAAGAUAGGGUGUGUCCGGAC